AUGGAUCAGAGGAAGAACUGGCCUCGGGUACCGGACUCCGAUGGCUGGUCGGUGGUUUUGCUCUGUCUCUUCCUGGCAUUGCUCUCCCGAAACGUGUCCAGCAAUGCCUUGUUCAGCACUUUCCACUCUGAGAACCGGGACUGGACGUUCAACCACCUGACUGUCCACCAAGGCACCGGAGCAGUCUAUGUUGGAGCUAUCAACAGGGUUUACAAGCUCUCGGGUAACCUGACCAUUUUGGUGGCUCAUAAAACUGGUCCCGAGGAGGACAAUAAAUCCUGCUACCCACCCCUCAUUGUCCAGCCAUGCAGCGAGAUCCUCACCCUCACCAACAAUGUCAACAAGCUGCUGAUCAUUGACUACUCUGAGAACCGGCUGCUGGCUUGUGGCAGCCUCUACCAGGGUGUCUGCAAGCUGCUACGCCUGGAUGACCUCUUCAUCUUGGUGGAGCCCUCACACAAAAAGGAGCACUACCUCUCUAGUGUCAACAAGACGGGCACGAUGUAUGGUGUGAUUGUGCGCUCGGAAGGGGAAGAUGGGAAGCUCUUCAUUGGCACGGCAGUGGAUGGGAAGCAGGAUUAUUUCCCCACCCUCUCCAGCCGCAAACUUCCCCGGGAUCCAGAGUCAUCAGCAAUGUUGGAUUAUGAGCUCCACAGUGACUUUGUCUCAUCCCUCAUCAAAAUCCCCUCAGACACCUUGGCCCUUGUUUCACACUUUGACAUCUUCUACAUCUAUGGAUUUGCCAGUGGCAACUUUGUCUAUUUUUUGACUGUCCAGCCAGAGACCCCAGAGGGUGUCUCCAUCAACUCUGCCAGUGAUCUCUUUUACACCUCUCGCAUCGUCCGUCUCUGCAAAGACGACCCCAAGUUCCACUCCUAUGUCUCUCUGCCCUUUGGCUGCGUCAAGGGGGACACGGAGUACCGCCUCCUGCAAGCAGCCUAUCUCUCCAAGCCAGGAGAUGUGCUGGCCAGGUCUCUCAACAUCACGGCCCAGGAGGAUGUUCUCUUUGCCAUUUUCUCCAAGGGACAGAAGCAGUACCAUCAGCCACCUGAUGACUCCGCGCUCUGCGUCUUCCCCAUUCGUGCCAUCAACGCUCAGAUCAAGGACCGCCUGCAGUCCUGCUACCAGGGGGAAGGUAACCUGGAGCUCAACUGGCUGCUGGGGAAGGAUGUCCAGUGCACUAAGGCGCCAGUCCCCAUCGAUGACAAUUUCUGUGGGCUUGACAUCAACCAGCCCCUGGGAGGCUCGGUGCCAGUGGAUGGUCUGACCCUCUUCACCUCAAGCCGGGACCGGAUGACUUCUGUUGCUUCUUACGUCUACAACGGCUACAGCGUGGUGUUUGUGGGGACUAAGACUGGCAAGCUGAAGAAGAUCCGAGCAGAUGGUCCUCCUCAUGGUGGAAUUCAGUAUGAAACGGUGACGGUUUUCAAGGAUGGGAGCCCAGUCCUUCGAGACAUGGCCUUCUCCAUCGAUGGGAAGUACCUGUACGUCAUGUCGGAGCGACAGGUGUCCCGGGUGCCCGUGGAGUCCUGCGAGCAGUACACGACCUGCGGGGAGUGCCUGAGCUCGGGAGACCCCCACUGCGGCUGGUGCACCCUCCACCACAUGUGCUCCCCAAGGGACAGCUGUGAGCGCGCAGACGAGCCGUACCGGUUUGCAGGCAGCAUCAGCCAGUGCAUGAGCAUCACCGUGCAGCCCAGCAGCAUCUCCGUCUCCGAGCACAGCCUCCCGCUCAGCCUGUUCGUGAGCGAUGCUCCAGACCUGAGGGCCGGGGUCACCUGCCUCUUUGGAAACCUGACGGAGGUGGAAGGGCAGGUUUCAGAGAACCGGGUUGUCUGUGUUUCACCAGCAGCGAAAGAUGUUCCUGCCAUACCUGUGGAUCAAGACUGGUUCGGCGUGGUGCUGCAGCUGAAGUCGCAGGAGACCGGGAGGACGUUUGUCAGAACCGAGUUCAAGUUCUACAACUGCAGUGCCCACCAGCUGUGCCUGUCCUGUGUGAACAGCGCUUUCCGCUGCCACUGGUGCAAGUACCGGAACCUCUGCACCCACGACCCCACCACGUGCUCCUUCCAGGAGGGACGGAUCAAUGUCUCUGAGGACUGUCCUCAGCUCUUCCCCACAGAGGAGAUCCUGAUCCCAGUGGGAGAGGUGAAACCCAUCACACUGAAGGCGAGAAACCUGCCCCAGCCCCAGUCUGGCCAGCGCGGGUACGAGUGUGUCCUCAGCAUCCAGGGUGUGCCAUCGCGUAUCCAUCGCGUACCCGCCCUGCGCUUCAACAGCUCCAGCGUCCAGUGCCAGAACAGCUCGGUGAGGCACUAG
This is a messenger RNA of Antrostomus carolinensis (chuck-will's-widow), 2319 nucleotides long. RefSeq names its product plexin-A2. Gene Ontology annotation, molecular function: protein binding; semaphorin receptor activity. Lineage: Eukaryota; Metazoa; Chordata; Aves; Caprimulgiformes; Caprimulgidae. The record is from RefSeq and is a predicted model, not a curated record. Gene Ontology annotation, cellular component: semaphorin receptor complex; plasma membrane. Gene Ontology annotation, biological process: semaphorin-plexin signaling pathway; regulation of cell migration.